Messenger RNA from Mucor mucedo, 806 nucleotides. RefSeq lists its product as uncharacterized. Lineage: Eukaryota; Fungi; Mucoromycota; Mucoromycetes; Mucorales; Mucoraceae. Bases 33 to 689 code for a protein of 218 amino acids. The transcript is spliced from 4 exons. The record is from RefSeq and is a predicted model, not a curated record.
CUUAUAUCCCAAUCCUCAAAAAAAAAAAAAAUAUGACCACCAUUCAUACUAGUAAAUCAACACCUCUUGCUGGUGUAAGUCGUGAUUCAACCUCCCAAAUAAAAACGAAGCAUCACGUGCAACGUGAGCAAACUGCCGAAUUUGUCAAAACAGAAAUUUUCCAUAUUCUUGCAUGGAAAAACCCUACCCGUUCUGCAUUUUUGUUUGCAUGUUUCAUCAUUGGUGUUUACUUGACAGAGUAUUAUUCUUGGUUUUAUCUCGGAUCGUAUACCUUAACACUUAUUAUUGGUUUCAACCUUAUUGUUGUUGUUGUCACCCAUUUAUGCUCAAAGACAACGCAUGAUAAAUUAGCAAACAAUCCUUACAGGCAAAUAUUAGAAGAUCGAGAAAAUCGUACCUUUGUCAACAAAAAAUCUGUAUUGCACUAUGUAUCCAUGCUCGUUGACAUCUUGGAGAUGAUGCUUUUGGCGUUAAUUGAUAUUGUUUGUGUAAAAGAUAACAAGUCAAGUGUCAAGUGGCUGAUCAUUUCUUUGAUAAGUUUGCUCAUGUCAAGCUUUGUGUCUGGUACAGUGAUUUUUACUUGGGCUAUUGUGGUUGCGUUUGUAUCACUUCCAAUUUAUAGUCGAAACCAAGCAUUGAUCAAUGCACGUAUCCAACAGUUGGGAGGUAUUGUCAAUGCUCGUUUAUAAAAAAAGAAAGACUUACUUUUUACUUUGUCUUGGAACAUGAAUUACCCACUGCUGGAAUCAACUAAAAACAAAAAGCCAAUUAAAUCAAGAUAUCGGAGCCCUCCCCCCUCGUUCUUG